AUGGACCAUUGUCUACCAGCCAAUGUGUCUUCCUCUAGACCGGUUCGGGAGUCUAUUCUCGAGAUUGACGACCAUUCAUGGAUCGUUGGAGACAGACUCAUCAUUUCUCUGCAGCCUGCUGUGCCUUCUGGGCCAUUUUGGAGUGAUGGCGCGGACGCAUUCUAUACCAUUUCUGAGCUAGCAAGCCAACAACCACAGCCGCAAACUCGCUCACUCUCACCCACGAGCCGAAUAAAACUAGUGCACGACGCAGGUGACGCCAACGCGGCUUGGAGAAUCGGCGAGGCUUUCCUGAAAGUGCAGAAGCAGUCCCACCAACAAAGGACUCGCGAACACACAACCCUAGACUUCCUCCAUGACCCCGCCAACGGCAUCGAGUUGACCUCCUCGAUCCCGCGAGUCUUGUAUCACAAUGAAUUCAACGAGCGGUACUACCUCAUGACGACUCGGGUAGCGGGAGAGACACUGGAGAAGGCGUGGCCGGCUAUGGGCGAGGCGGCUAAGCAGGCGUGCGUUACCCAAGUCGUGGAUACUUGCAAAGCCCUCGCUCGGAAGGAGAAUGAUAAGAUCUGUGGCAUCGACGGAGAUCUCAGCAAUGAAUGCAAAGUUGGCAUUAUUGAUUGGGAAAUGACUGGAUUUGUUCCCAAGGCCUGGAUUAGGACCAAGUUUUGUGUGUGUGGAGCUAUGGACUUUGACUUCACUGCCAUAGACGUAAAGAGAAGCAAGGAAUGGAGACAACGGGUGCAGCUUCAGCUCGCGCAAGAAGGAUUCUCAGAAGUUGCAGAAGCCUGGGAGAGACUAUUCUGGGAGAAUUAUCAGGCCAUAUACACUAAAUAG
This is a messenger RNA of Talaromyces rugulosus, 837 nucleotides long. RefSeq lists its product as uncharacterized. Lineage: Eukaryota; Fungi; Ascomycota; Eurotiomycetes; Eurotiales; Trichocomaceae. The record is from RefSeq and is a predicted model, not a curated record. Bases 1 to 837 code for a protein of 278 amino acids. The transcript has 2 exons.